AUGGUCGAUAACUACCAGCACCAGAACCAGCUGCAGCAGCCGCCGGGCGCGGUGCGGCUGUACCACGAGCGGCAGGACGCGGCGCUGUGCGGCGUGCACUGCCUCAACGCGCUGCUGCAGGCGCCGCUCUUCGACGCCGCCGACCUCGCCGCCAUCGCUGAGGGGCUCGACCGCCGCGAGCGCGCCGUCAUGGCGGAGGGCGGGGCGGGCGCCGCCAGCGCGGGGGACGGGGGGAGCGCGGAAGGCGGGGGUGGCGGCGAGUCGGAGAACGCGGCGGCGGAUGGGGAUUUCAGCAUUCAGGUGCUAUCGGAGGCGCUUGCGGUGUGGGGUCUGGCGCUCACGCCCCUGGACGCCGCCAACAGCGCCGCACAGGCCGCGCAGGCCAACCCGCACGCCCAGACCGCCUUCCUGUGCCACCUGCACCGGCACUGGUUUGCGCUGAGGAGGGUGGGGGAGCACUGGUUCAACUUCAACAGCCUGCUCGCCGCGCCACAACACCUCUCCGAGUUCUACCUGGCAGCAUACCUCUCCUCGCUGCGCGCCGAGGGCUGGACCAUAUUCGUCGUCACAGGCGCCUUCCCCCCCGCGCCCCCGCCCGCGUCCUCCUCCUCCGCCGCGUGUGGGCGCUGGGUGACGGCUGCCCAGGCCUGUGACGAGCUCGCUGCAGCUGCUGUGGCGAAGCAGUGGGAGGAGCAGGAGGUUCGGGCGGAGCAGCAGAGAGAGAUGCAGAUCGGGGGGUUGGGAGGGAUGGGAGGGAUGUUUGGAGUUAGGGGUGGUGGUGGUGGUGGUGGAUUGGGAGGGGAUGCUUGGGGGGUGCAUGGAGGGGAAAGGGAGGGGGUGGGAGGGGAGGAUGCAGAGUUGGCUCGGGCGCUUGCUGCUAGUCUUGCUGCUGCUGGGAGUGAGGCGCUGGGGGGGGCAGCGAGCAGAGCAGGUGUGGCUUCUGGGGAAGCGGGAGCAACAGCAGCAGCAGAAGCACGAGCGGCAGCAGCAGCAGCAGCAAGAGCAGGAGCAGGGGAAGGGGCGGUGGCGGUGAGAGGUGCAGGAGCGACUGCAGAGGGUGGAGGGCAUUUAUGGUCAGAGUCAGAGAGACAGUAUGAGGAUGACUUGGCUCGUGCUAUCGCUGCCAGCAUGGCAGAUAAUACACAGGGCAUGGGCAGUCAGGGGGGUGCUGCUGCCACUGGUGGUGGUGGCCCCACAUGA
This is a messenger RNA of Closterium sp. Naga37s-1, 1200 nucleotides long. The record is from the annotation of a GenBank genome assembly. NCBI's taxonomy places the organism in Eukaryota, Viridiplantae, Streptophyta, Zygnematophyceae, Desmidiales, Closteriaceae.